Messenger RNA from Caretta caretta (loggerhead turtle), 1627 nucleotides. It is a transcript of the gene MRPL45, whose product is annotated as mitochondrial ribosomal protein L45. The record is from RefSeq and is a predicted model, not a curated record. NCBI's taxonomy places the organism in Eukaryota, Metazoa, Chordata, Testudines, Cheloniidae. Gene Ontology annotation, cellular component: mitochondrion.
GCGCCGUCCAUCCCGUCAUGCAAUGCGGAUCCAAGAUGGCGGCCCCCAUGCAGCGGGGCUUGUCCCGGCUCCUGCCGCUCGGGCGGUGCCUGCAGGGUGUAGAACCCUUACUCAGUCCUACUAGACUGACUCAGACCUCGCUUCUGGUCCCAGUGAGAACAAAGAGACGGCACUUUGUCCCUCCUUCUGUCAAUGCCAAGCAUAUGACUCAGGAGGAGCAGAAGCUGAAAGCCAGGGCUGCAGGCAUUGUGAUCCCUUAUGAGCCCCCAGAACGCCCCAUCCAUCUUGCCUGCACAGCUGGAAUUUUUGACCCCUAUGUGCCUCCUGAGGGUGAUGCCCGCUUGUCUUCUCUGUCAAAGGAGGGGCUGAAGCAAAAGGCGGAGCAGCUGAAGCAGAGUGCCGCUUCACAAUUAGCAAUCCGGAAGGUAAAAGAUUAUGAUCCUGACUUCAGCACUAGAACAUUCCCGGAGAAGGCCCAGGAGAUAUUCAUUGAAGCUCACAAUUGCCUGACAAAUUUCAACAAGCAGAAACUUCACUCCCUGGUGACUGAACGCUGCUACCCGGAAAUGGUGCGUGGGAACAGAUACAAUACCAUCCGCUGGAACUUUGUGGAGUCGCUGGAGCCUCCCAGGGUGGUUCAGAUUCGGUGCCCAGAUAUGGUGAACAAGGGCAACCUGUAUGGACAGGUGACAGUCCGCAUGCACACCCGGCAGACCUUGGCUAUCUAUGACCGGUUUGGGCGGCUGAUGUACGGUGGGGAGCAGGUGCCGAAAGACGUCUUGGAGUAUGUCGUAUUUGAGAGGCACCUGGUCAACCCUUAUGGCUCUUGGAGGGUACACGGCAAGAUCGUGCCAGCCUGGGCUCCGCCAAAGGACCCCAUUAUCAAGACGGUGAUGGUCCCUGGCCCCAUCCUGGACCCCUCGCAAGAAUUUGAUGAGAUCCAGUAUGAAAUGCCAAAGUCCAAACGGACGCAGUGGUACAAAUAACGGCAGAUGGAUGGGGCAGCGACGGCGGGUGAGAAAGCAAUAGGCCAGAGACGUGACCGCUCUUCGGUUGUGUGAUCAGCAUGACUGCGGGCCUCUAUUCCAACUGAGCGGAGACGCCAUCAGAGAAGUCUGUGCAGAGAAACUUACAACGAGCAGAAUGCUGCCUGGCGCGGGUCGGCUCUUCCCCAUACCACACGCCGUCAAGUGUGCUGACUCUCAAACUGUAUCAGUUUUGCUCUGGAGACCAGUAAUCCCCCAUCUUCAGAAUUGCUCAUUAAGCAACCCUCAGUGCAGGGACUGAUGUCCCUGCUUCAUUGGCCAGAGGAGUGUGUAUGGGUGUGGAGUACCGUUCUUUUCUUUUUUCCUUCCCCUAGUUUGCCUCGGUGGGUGGUGCCCACGCCUCGAUUCUGUGAUUCUGAACCCCCUGUUCUCCUCCCUUGCUUGUGCCCCUAUAGUCACAAUAACAAUCUGUGGGAGACGAGCGUCAAACUCUCCCGUUCGAAGGUUGGAAACCAGGCUGUAAAUUGCCGUCCACCCAUCUUGCACCCAGAAAUGGGGAGCUCCCAAAUGGGGUUGUAAUACUGCGCCUGUAAUGUAAUAAAACACCAUGGGCUUGUUGACCCAGAAAGGUGUGUAAAUUA